CUGUCAAUACGGUGAAGAAAUGCAGUGUUUGGUGCAGCGGGCGCAGUGAGUGGAGCUUCACGAAAUCCUUGCGUGUUUUUUAAAGGUGGGAAAUGCCCUCGCUCCAGAAGUACAGGUUUAUUCGCCAGUACGCCGCAGAGGACGUGCGGCUUUGAAGACAGCGGAGUGGGCAAAGCGCUCGCUAGCCGUCGGCCAUUUAGAUAAAACUGGGUUCGUGGACAGAAGAAAGCAGACAACAGGAUCUGGACACGUUUACACAGACCUAUGAGACUGUUCUCAGGUGAGAGAUGGAUGUGAGAGAGGUGUAUGUGGUGGCCGGCAGCUUCGUGGGGUUUCAGCUGUUCUUCAAGUGCGUCAGUCCGGUUCUGUCUUCCAACUUCACGCAGGGUUAUGGGAAACUUCCUCCAAACAAACUCAACGACUGGAACUCCAGGCUUGUGUCCACAGUCCAUGCAUUAAUUGUGGGGCUGUUCUGCCUCUAUAUCCUCUGGUACGACGACGCCGUCAAUGAAGACCCCAUCUGGGGUGAUCCGAACAUGGUUAAGCUCAAUGUGGCCAUCACCUGUGGAUACCUGUUCUAUGACCUGGUGCUUCUAGCUUGUAACUGGAGUACCAUGGGCGAUGUGUUUUUUGUCUGUCACCACUUGGCGGCGCUGUAUGCUUACGGAUUUGUGCUGACACGUGGAGUGCUUCCUUAUUUUGCAAACUUCCGACUGAUUUCAGAAUUGUCAACGCCAUUUGUGAAUCAAAGGUGGUUUUUCGAAGCGUUAGCUUACCCUCGUACUCACCCGCUGGUUGUCGCCAACGGCGUUGCCAUGGCAGUCGUGUUCUUCCUCGUGCGGAUUGCCGUGAUGCCUCCCUACUGGGCAAAAGUGUUUGGCACCUUCGGUACGCCAGCAUUCGAAAGGCUUGGUCUGGCAGCUCAGGUAGCCUGGAUCGUAUCCUGCGUUUGCUUGGAUAUCCUAAACACAAUCUGGAUGUACAAAAUCGCCCGCGGCUGCUACAAGGUCAUAACAGGCAAGCUAAGAGGAGGCAAAGUGGUCUCCAAAAAGACCAAUUACAUGAACAACCACACAGACUGAGAAUCAUCCGCAAUCACGACAGAUUAGAUUAGACGUAUUCUCUUCCCAGAAUAUAGCAACUUCUGAGUCUUUAUAUUGCGCUCUGGAUGGAUGUGCUCUCGAAACGACGGUUGAGAGGAGACAGUUUCAUCAUCCCAGUGUGGUUUUAACCUCUACUUCAUGUACAGAGACUCUGACUUGGCCUACACCGGUGAAAGUCAAGCCGAUAAACUAACCUGCUAUGCCUCAAACACAACCAAAGUGCCUCCAAGCACAAGGAGAAGCAAUAGAACAUGGACAUGUGAGCUUGUGACCACGAAAAGUCCAUCAGAUCUCCAUCAAAGCCUUAGCCAGUCAGUACCCAUGCAUGUUUUUCUCGAAACCAAUCGUGGUUGCUUUGGGAGCCGUGUUUCCUGUGAUAUUUACACUGAUGUGCCUCAGUGAACGACAUCCUAAACUUGUUGCGCAUUUGGUCGGAAGUGCUCAUCCACUUCACUCAAUCUUACGUCAUCGUCAAGUCUCCGGGAAACCUCAGAUCUACCUCUCACACCGUGUCAAGCACAAGAACGAACACCGUUUGGACUUGAGGAACAUCUUGAAAAGGCCACAAGAAUCAAACACUCGCAGCCUUUGCUUUUAUAGUGCAGACUUCUAGAACUCAUCUUGUGUUGCACAUCAAAGAGUGAAAGGUGGUUUCCUUUAGCAAAUACCUGUGUGCAUGCUUCAAUUCUGACCAUGUGAGGUCACAUUUUUUGCAUUGGAUUGGAGGAAACUGCAGUGCUUUUAUCCAUUUCUCAGGUUCUAGCCUUUUCUAGAGCCCUCCAUUUUCUCCAACAUGCUUAAGGUGCAUCACAUGCACGGGUUUUAAUCCGUUUUGUUCUCACCAAGCAGAUUAUUUAAACAUUCAACGCCUCGAGGCUUGAUGGGAACUGGUGCAAAUUCACAUCUCAGUCCUGGUUUUUUCUUGGUUCUGUCAUUUUCUUCCUGCCAAAUUCUUUUUUUAAAAUUUUUUUUUUUAGCUUGUUGGUCACCAGAACUUCCAGCCUGACGUUUAGGCUUUUGUCAUGAUUCAUGAAUGCUGUUGUGAUUCUCUUGAAUGUGACUUCCUGCUGGGCAUGUCAACCCAUGUUGUGUUGCGCUGUGGCAUUACGAUACAGUGUAUAUAUGUGUGUGUAAAAACAUAUGCAGUACUUAUUCCUGCCAAGUAUUUGACUAAAUCCCUCUGUAGUCAGAGCCACUGUUUCUCUUCUGAAGUUCAGGUACACUUUGAAAAUGAAUGAUAUUUUGAAUGAUAAUGGGAGAUGAUUGUGGGAUAUGUAGUAUUUUGCCUUAUAUCCAUAAUUCGAAAUAACCAAAUCCUCCUCCAGGCCUUGAAUAUGUGAAGCUGUGACAAUAGAAAUAUAUUCGGGUGUUGUUUUGGAGAACAAAAUGGCCAAUUGGUCAUGUAAUUAUUAUAUGUAUCUAGAAUGUCUGAAAUGAGCUGCAAUCUUCGUGUUUAUGGAAAUGCAAAGGAGGUUAGGCUUUAUGGUACGUCAUCCACACAACCGUUGCACAAUCGAAAUGCCAUUGUGGCAUUGAUAUUGUAAUAUUUGUAAUUUUGAAGGGCUGAUCGAAAUUCAAGUUCAAGUUCAUUUACUGGACAAAACUGAUUGGCGAUACUCAAAAUAAUAAAUUUGAUUGGCAAAAAUGGUUCAAUAUUCAUAAAAACUGACAUUUCUCUACAGUUAUUGAUUGUUUUCUGUAGAAUGGUCACCUGUUGCUAUGUAAGCUACAACAUUUAAGUAUAUAAAAUAAUAUAGUAAGUAUAGAUAGGACUGUACUAGUAUAAAGCAGCUAUAGAGUUAACACAAAACUAACUUUAGUACCUUGCCUUGCCUCAGAUUAGUUUAAACUCCUAUGUCAUUGUGGAUUCAAGGGUGGAAGAAUGUGAAAAAAUAUCCAG
This is a messenger RNA of Sinocyclocheilus rhinocerous, 3003 nucleotides long. Its product is annotated as transmembrane protein 56-B-like. The record is from RefSeq and is a predicted model, not a curated record. NCBI's taxonomy places the organism in Eukaryota, Metazoa, Chordata, Actinopteri, Cypriniformes, Cyprinidae. The transcript is spliced from 7 exons. Gene Ontology annotation, cellular component: endoplasmic reticulum; membrane. Gene Ontology annotation, biological process: lipid homeostasis. Bases 288 to 1082 code for a protein of 264 amino acids.